Populus nigra (black poplar) is the source of this 3103-nucleotide messenger RNA. RefSeq lists its product as uncharacterized. Gene Ontology annotation, molecular function: protein binding. Lineage: Eukaryota; Viridiplantae; Streptophyta; Magnoliopsida; Malpighiales; Salicaceae. The transcript has 16 exons. The coding region runs from base 131 to 2566 and encodes 811 amino acids. The record is from RefSeq and is a predicted model, not a curated record.
CGCGCCAGUUAAAAAAACAGAGGGUUUAUGGUUUUAGGAGCUCGCCGCUAUUAGUGCUCUUGCAAGACUUCACUCACUGUCUUCAAUUUCAAACCCCCGCCCCUCUCUCUCGUAUCAUCAAAGUCUAAAGAUGAUCAGAGGCGGAAGAAACUACGUGUCGUCACCCCCAGCCUUCUCCAACGAUGCCAAACGACUCCUCGUUUGCGCUGCCAACUCCGUCUCCAUCUUCAGCACCGCCACCGGCUUACCGGUAGCGUCACUUGAUGGCCAUAGGGCGCUUGUUACGGCGGUGAUAGUAGUGCCGGCGUUGACGCCGGCAAGUAAGAUACUAUGCUAUUGCUGGACGGCCUCACUUGACGGAACUAUACGGUAUUGGGAUUUUUCAGUGCCAGAGUUGAUUAAGAUAAUUAAUGUUAAUUCUCCAAUUAUCUCCAUGGUGAUCCCAUCUUUAUUAUGUCAAACAACCGAGAACAAUGAGAAAUCACUUAAAAGUUUCGCUUAUUUGUCUGUUGAAAACACAAAAGAAGCAGAAAAGGAGUCUACUAAAGUUUUACGUGGUCAAAUUAAAAAGUGUAACUUGACUGAUUUCCGUAUGGCUGGUGGAGUGACACUUACAGAGACAAAGCAACCAGAGAUUAUAACUGUUAGCGCCUUGGGAAAAUAUUUCGGUAUCCGAUUCAAGUGCAAGCUUCAAAUAUGGAAAGUUCCAACUACAGAAUCUGAGCGUGCUGUGGUUAAGAAGAUUACGCUGCAUCAUACAAAGAAUAUGACAGUUCUUGCAUUCCACCCAAAUCAGAGAAUUAUUGCUGCAGGGGAUGUGACUGGAAGAAUUUUGAUUUGGAGGGGAUUUGGGGAUAGAACAUUUGUUGAUGAUGACAGAUUAGUGGGUGUAAGGUCGAUGAAUAACAGGGAAGAAAGACCUGGGGUGAGGGGUGAUGAUGAUGCUGAUUCGUGCACCACAUGGCAUUGGCAUUCUGCUGAAGUAAAUGUUCUUUUUUUCUCUCUGGAUGGAGCCUAUUUGUAUUCAGGUGGAAAGGAAGGAGUUCUUGUGGUUUGGCAACUAGACACAGGAAAGAAGAAAUUUUUACCAAGAAUUGGAUCUCCACUCUUAUGGUUUACAAAUUCUCCAGAUCCUUCACUUUCCUCUGUAUCUUGUGCAGAUAAUCAAAUUCAUCUACUCAAAAUGCCCUCAAUGGAAAUUUUGAAAUCCAUCUCGGGGAUCAAGCUUCCUUGUUCAUUUCCAGAGAUGUACAAUGGCUUACGAAGUGGGAUUGCCUUUGACCGUAAUGCAGGGUUAGUUGCCUUGCCUACAGAAAACUAUUGCAUCCAAUUAUACAGCCUAUUGGAUGACCGAGGAAUUUCUGAGGUUCAAGUUUGUGAGAGAAACCAUCAACCAGGUGAUGAAGUCACGGUAGUAGUGACAUUAGCUGUUCUCUCCUUAGAUGGCUCGAUGAUGAGUACUGCUGAAGUGAAGCUUCCUGAGGAGGGUUUGGGAGGAUUAGUUUGUCUGAAGUUUUGGGCAUUUGGAUCACAAAAGGAGUUCAGUUUGACUACCAUUGUUUAUGAGCCCCACAGGGAUGCUGGCAUUUCAGCUAUUGCUUUUCAUCCUACCCGCCCCAUGGCUGUCAGUUCUUCUUAUGGUGGGGACUUCAAGGUUUGGAUUUGCAACAAGGGGAUUCGGCAGGUGGAUGAACCACGCCCAAAUUCUGGAUGGACUUGUCAUGCUGUUGGCUCAUACAAAAAAAAGUCAAUGACAGCUGCCACAUUUUCUUCCGACGGUUCUGUUCUUGCUGUUGCAGCUGAAACUGUUAUCACAUUGUGGGAUGCAGAUAAGAAUAUUCUAGUGGCUGUGAUUGGGGACACUCCGACGCCUAUUGUGAACCUCUCAUUUGCUGGAACAUCAGAGUAUCUUGUUUCGGCAUCUUGGGGUUUGAAGCCGCAAUUAUCCGUUUGGAGUAUGUCAAAGCUGUCUAUAGCAUGGUCAUACAUGCUUCAUGUAGAAGCUAUAGCUAGUGCAGAAGACAUUUCAUCUUUUGCUGUUCUUGCACUUCUUCCUGAAUCAUCAAAAUGCAAUGAAACAUCAUUUAAAGGAAGAGAUGGUGUAAUUUUAUUAUUCAAUGCAGCCGAUCCUGUUCCUGUUUCUACCUGGUCAGUGAAUAAGGCCAAGGGAGGGGCUCUUUCUUUUAUUCAAGGAAAUCAGUUAUCUAUUGAUGAAAAUGAACUAGAUGGAAAACCACCUCAAUCAUUGCUUGCAUAUAUAAAUGGUGAUCGUGAGUAUUUACUAUUUGACCCAGAAGGGAAAGAAACAAAUGAAUUUAGCGCCAUUAAACGUGAGGGUCUCAGUAACCUUGAAGAAUCAGGGAAAUUUGGGUAUGAGUCUAUCUAUGGAGAGCUCCCACAGUUUGACCCAAAGAGGAAACAGGCUUCAUGGGUUCCAUCUGCACCAUUGGAGAGGCCUUGGGAGACCAUAUUUAGUGGAUCAUCACAUAAUCUUCCACCCCUUACCAAAUUAUGUUCAGCAUUUUUGGAAUCUUUGUUUGAAAAGAGGACAGCCAUUGUAGAGUGACGUCGAGGGAAGAUGCUGGGUCCAAAUGCUGUUCAAGCUUUAACUUGAUUGAUUAUAGACAGUCCAAGAGGAUCAGUCCUGUUUCAUGCCCAUUCAAAAAUACGGGGAAGCCUUGAAGUUGUGCCAACACUAUGCUGAGAAUCCCUGCCAAAAAUGUUAAAAUCGAAUGCUUCUUACUGGAUCAGCAUUUUGUGAUGAAAUUUUACUACUUCAGACGGAGAGCCUCGUAUUUGGCUGUUGAGAUUUUGGUAGGAAUCAUGUCUGAAACUUUUUAAUAUUCUCAAGGUAAUCUUUUGUGGCGUCAAUAGGGCAAAGUGUUAAUUAGAAGAUUGUUCUUUCUCUUACCAUUUCUCUCUCUCUUUCUUUUUUCCUUAAAGGCUGUGCUCAAGAAAAGUUGUGUUCUUACAUGGUUCUAGCUAGGGUUAGAUAAUUUUGUCGCAUUUCGAUGGUAGAAAAAGAUGGUCAUAUUGAUGAUUAUUGUAUGAACUGUCAUUUCACGAACGAAGAGUAUCAUAAUUAUACGUGGAUUAACCUUUA